Molecule: messenger RNA, 407 nt
Organism: Neogale vison (American mink)
Lineage: Eukaryota; Metazoa; Chordata; Mammalia; Carnivora; Mustelidae
Gene: GALP
Product: galanin like peptide
Exons: 6
Coding region: 55-384 (109 amino acids)
Biological process (GO): behavioral response to starvation; antimicrobial humoral immune response mediated by antimicrobial peptide; defense response to Gram-negative bacterium
Cellular component (GO): extracellular region
Molecular function (GO): hormone activity
Source: RefSeq, a predicted model, not a curated record
GCGGACUCCAGUGAGCAUCCCGUAGCUCCCAGCGCCUACCCUGCCGGCCCUCCGAUGGCUCCCCCUGUCCGUCUGGUCCUGCUUCUUGCCGUCCUGCUCAGCCUGGUGGAGACUCCUGCCUCUGUGCCUGUCCGCCAGGGACGAAGAGGCUGGACCCUCAACAGCGUGGGCUACCUGCUGGGUCCCCUGCUCCACCUUCCCCAGAGCGCGGACCACGGCAGGAAGGAGAAGACAGCCCUGGAAGUCCUAGACCUGUGGAAGGCCCUUGAUGGGCUCCCCCAUCCCCGCCCUCGGCAGGUCUCCAAGAAGAGCCUGAGGGAGAACUCUGCCAAACAAGAGACUGCAGAUCUGGGCCAGUUCAUUGAGAAAGCCCCCAGGUCCUAGAGAUCUCCAGACCUCUACUCCGU